AAGCAAAAAAAGAAAAAAUAAAUAAAACCUAGUGUUGUUGUAGAUUCGUAGUUGCAUUUAAAGAACAAGAAGUCUACCAAAAAAAAACACUGAACAAGUGUUCUUUAUUAACACUUCCUUUAGUAUAUAUGCGGCACACAUCAGUGUACAAACACAUAAUCGAUCAUGGCUCCUGAGAACGACAACUAUGAUGAGGUGAAGAUCAUAGAAAAUUGUCAAGUUGCUCCACCACAAGGCUCUCUUCCCUCAACCACACUUCCCUUCACUUUCUUCGAUAUUCAAUGGUUCCUUUGCCACCCCGUCAAGCGCAUCUUCUUCUAUGACUUCCCUUACCCUACCAACCACUUCCUUCAAGCAUCACUCCCUCCUCUCAAACACUCCUUUCACGGUUGCGGAGUCCAAAGCUGAUUUCAAUCUUCUUGUAUCUGAUUCACCACAAAAUGCAAGAGAUUGGCACCCUUUUGUUCCUUCUUUGCCUCCACAAGAUACCUUAGAGAAUGGCACUCGUGUGAUCCCUUUAAUGGCGAUUCAAGUAACCAUGAUACCGAAUUCUGGAUUCGCUAUUUGUCUCACUUUCAACCACCUUGUUGCGGAUGGCAAGUCUCUUCAUCAUUUCAUAAAGUUUUGGGCCACACUUUGCAAGGAGAUAGUAACAAAAGGAGGUAAUAACUUAGGCUCCUUUCUUGAAGGGUCUAAUAGUAAUUUAACCCUACCUUCCCAUGAUAGAAACAUGGUUAAAGACCCAAAAGGGCUGAAGCAAGUUUUCUUGGAAGAGCUGAAAAAAUCUUAUUUUGAGAGCUUGGAAUUCCGAGGGCUUGUGAAAGAUGUUUCUACCAACAAGGCACGUGGUACGCUCGUGGUGACACGUGACCAAGUUGACAAAUUAAAAAAAUGGGUGUCGCUUAAAUAUAGCGACACCUAUGGUGAUAACUGUGAGUCAUUGCAACACAUUUCAACCUUUGUUGUCACAAGCUCUUUGGUUUGGGUUAGUAUAAUGGAAUCAGAAGAACAAUGCAAUAAUAAUAAGUAUGAUGAAAAUUGCCAUUUGGUGUUUCUAGCUGAUUGCCGUGGCCAUGUUGAAUUUUGUGUACCUCAAAAUUACUUUGGAAAUUGUCUAGACUCUGGGUUUGUGACAUUCAAAAGGGGUGACAUAUUAGGAGAAAAUGGGAUUGUUAGGGUGGCAAGUGCAAUUGAGAGUGAAAUUAGAGAGUUGAAAAGAGAAGCAUAUAGAGAUGGUGAAAAUGUGAUGGAAAGGUAUAAGGAAUUAGCUACGUCUGGAGAAAGUUUAAUCAUAGUUGCAGGGUCACCAAGGUUGGGAGUGUAUGAAACUGAUUUUGGAUGGGGGAAGCCUAGGAAAUCUGAAGCGGCACAUCUUGAAUCAUCAGGGUCAAUUUCUCUUUCUGAUAGUAAGAAUAAAGAAGGGGCGAUUGAAAUUGGAUUUUCACUUGAAUGGCCUCGAAUGAAUCUAUUCAUCAACAUCUUUGAACAACACAUCAAAAGUGUUCAUCAAACUUUGUCAAUGAUGACCAAUUUGAAUUGAAUUAGGCAAUAUGAUAAUAUAUGUAAUGAGACCUCUGUUGUUGUUCUGAUUAGCUUUUAUAUAUUAUGUUAGUAGUUUAAUAAUUUCAAUCUCAAUCAGGGUAGGGUACGUUGGUCAUGGGCUAGCUCAUGGCUAUUAGUCUAUUACCAUGUGGGGUAAGACUUUGGAGAUGAUAUUAUGAAAUAAAGGGUAAAUUACUUUUCCUUCUCUA
Molecule: messenger RNA, 1751 nt
Organism: Arachis ipaensis
Lineage: Eukaryota; Viridiplantae; Streptophyta; Magnoliopsida; Fabales; Fabaceae
Source: RefSeq, a predicted model, not a curated record